AUGCCGCGGCGCAUCCAACGUGUAUGGGUGGUACUUGCGAUUUUUCUGCCAUGCCUGCACCGAUUUGCAACAGGGGGCUUCGCCUUCACUUCGUCAAAAAUUCCCCAACGUGCGGACCGAGCGAGGUUGACGUUGCCGCUGCGUGCCGGCAAGGACGACAUUAUUGUUCGGCUACCGGACGAGGGCAUACCAGAAGGAGUGAGAAAGCUGCGUCCUGGCCCGGAAGGGCCGCCUAGUGGCCCUGCGGAGGUGGACAAGGUUGAUGUUGGAUGCUUGCCUACGUCCUCCGAGCUUUCCGACCGGCUCCGUUCGGAAUACAUGCUCGGUACCAACCAGAUUUUGCCUCUCAGGGGCAUUCUGGGAGGCAGCGCCUAUUCAAAGACCCUGCGGAAACAGGUCAGGCAGAAUGGCAAAAACAACGGCAGUGUCCUCAUCUUCGGCGAGCAGGGAACGAAGAAAGACAUGCUGGCCUUCCUGAUCCACUACUCUCGGGCCAAGGGCAGCCUCUACUUCGUUGACUGCGGCGGGGUUUCGGUGAAAGGCGCUCGAAUCUUUGGACGGGCCCGCUCUUCUGGACUCUUAGAUCUGGCUUCUGAGGGAACGGUGGUGUUCAACGACGUUGACAAGCUGAACAAAGCCUUGCUUCCACGAGUUCUGCAGUUGGCAGUCAACGGGACAUAUUGGUCAAAGGCACAGCACAAGGAAAAGCAGAGCAAGUUGAAAGUGAUCCUCACCGCAGAGCAGUGGAGUUCAGUCUUACAGCUCCUUCCAAAGAACAAGGUUGUUCAGAUUAAAGUUCCGGCCCUGCGCGUCAGAAGAAGUGACAUUUCGAGCAUGGUCCAAUAUGAGCUCAGGCGCUUGACUCGUGGUACAGGGCGGCCUAUUCCGGAAAUCGAACCCGAGGCACUGAAAAGGUUGCAGGCUUAUGACUUUCCCAACAACGUCGAGGAGCUCUUUUUCUUGAUUGACAAUGCAUAUCGCAACAUGGAGCCUGGUGGCAGCAUCACCUCGGACCUUUUGUGGACCGCCCAGAGUGUGCAGAAGUUGGACUUGUUCAAGGUGAACCUGUUGGAAGUUUAUCCCGGUCUCCGCCGUUUCCUUCAGUCAGACUGGCUGGAGCGCCUGAACCACGGCUUCACCAAGUAUGCGUUUCCCGUCUUUGUGAUCCUUCUCUUCAUAGGUCCCCAAACUUUUUCGCAGAACUUCGGCCUGAAUCUCUUCUGGGCCUGGUGGUGGCCGGGAAUCUUGCUAACCUAUCCCAUCCUGGGGCGCUUCUGGUGUGCGGUCUGCCCUUUCAUGAUCUAUGGGGAGGUGGUGCAACGAUGGCGAGUGGGCCAGGGCGCCGUUCUCCAGAAAUGGCCGACGAAGCAGCUGGAAGCGUAUGGACUCUUUGUCCUCGAAGUUGUUCUGGCUGUAUUGCGUUGUUUGGGAGGGCCAUAUUUGUAG
Messenger RNA from Symbiodinium necroappetens, 1446 nucleotides. Lineage: Eukaryota; Dinophyceae; Suessiales; Symbiodiniaceae. The record is from the annotation of a GenBank genome assembly.